CAAUUCCCCGUUUUUGUCCCUGUCUCUUCUUCACUAAAAUGGAGUCCAUCGUCGCUGCCUACGGUUCAUCACCCGAGUCUUCAGACGACGCUGCUUCGUCCUCGACGGACAGCGAAGUGGAAUGUGCACAUGCUGGGGAAGAUGCGCAUGUUGGCACCAAGCGGAAGCGCUCCGAUGAGCGGCAGUGGAAACGAGCUUUCCCUCACGUUGAUGGCAAUUGGCCGAGCCACGUACGAAUCGAUGUCCCCGUCUCCGACGAGCUUCGUGAGCUGGCCAGAUACGCUAUUGAGCGUGCUCAGGAUAUUGUCGGUGAAGCAGUAUCAUUGGUGCCUUUCGAAGAGCUUGGGCUUAGCGAACCUUCUACGGAAGCAAACAAUACGUUGCACUUGAGUCUCUCGCGGCCGUUUGUUCUCACCUACAACCAGAUAAAUGGCUUCGUGGACUCGCUCCGUGCUGCACUCAAAUGGCAACAACGAUUCAAUGUUACCCUACGGCGCGCUCUCGUGUUGGUGAACGAUGAGAAGACACGCUCGUUCCUGGCGCUUCGAGUUGACGAGGGAGAGCAGCAGUUCACUCAAGUGCUGCGCUGCGUGAACCAGUGCCUCUCGCGCUUCGAGCUACCUACCUACUACAAGGUACGCCUUCCCCUCUCCAGUUUUGCAUGAAACUGAGCGGUAAUAUUCAAGCUUUUAUGUCGUUGUGUUUGCUGUCUAUGGCGCGGAUUGCGCUGCUCGCUCGCGUUGGGGUUGAUUCUGAUCGUGUAGGAUCCCAUUCCGCAUGUUAGCAUCGCCUCUUCACUGGGCGAAGAGCUUGCGCAACUAACAUCCGACCAAUGUGAAAGCCUCGUCACACCCCAACAGGAAAAGCAGCACGUGGGAUCACCACGCUGCAUUACGGCAAGCGUAGCAACAGUUCACGCGCCAUAGGUAACAAACACUACGACAUUCCACUCCGUUGAGUUGCCAGUCCGACCCCUGUCCUCCUCGUCCAGCUUGAUAGUGUAAAACUUUCGUCUCCCAUGCUGCCACCGUCGAAACCACCUGACAUGUCACUCACUUUCUGUUUCGGAAGCGAGAUCGAUAACUUCAGUCCGACCGCCGAUUUCAUCCAGCAUGGCAUCAUGAUCCUGCGCUGUCAUGACCGGUGCCGCUGAUCUCAGUGGCACUGGUAAUGACAGUGGAAACGGUUUGCCUCCCACAUCUUCAUCAUCUGAGCUGAUAUCCGAUAAAGUGAACACUGGCGCAUCGUCUGCCUGCUUGCUAGUAUCUCCACGAGCUCCUCGUUUUGCGUGCCCCUGCCCGUUCAUAUCCGCACCUUCAAAUAUAAGACGAAACGGUGAUAAUACGUCAGUUCAACAACAACUUUAUCCAGUACACAAAUUUCGCCACAUGUACC
This is a messenger RNA of Phytophthora nicotianae INRA-310, 1395 nucleotides long. RefSeq lists its product as hypothetical. Bases 39 to 665 code for a protein of 208 amino acids. NCBI's taxonomy places the organism in Eukaryota, Oomycota, Peronosporomycetes, Peronosporales, Peronosporaceae. The transcript is spliced from 2 exons. The record is from RefSeq and is a predicted model, not a curated record. Gene Ontology annotation, cellular component: nucleus. Gene Ontology annotation, biological process: U6 snRNA 3'-end processing. Gene Ontology annotation, molecular function: 3'-5'-RNA exonuclease activity.